AUGACCAUUUCUGGAAACAAUAUCCAUUUACGAAAGCGGGCGACGCAGCUCGAACUCUAUCAACUCACCGUCCCGCUCAACGUUACUGCAUUUACUAGAGGACACAUCAAUCAGACCACUUUCGAACUCAAGUUAAAGGACACUAUGAGUCGCAGCUAUGCACGGACGUUUGCAGUGGGCGGUGGCGACCCGCAAUUCGUCAAUGGCGUAAACGGACUGUUUUACGCCUCUGAUUCGUACUCUUACGGUGGAGGUACACGUCAGUAUAUCUAUGGAAGUGCACUAUGGGGGAGCGGAGAUGGGGACUUGAGACGGAAUGUGACGGCGCUCCCACCAGUUGCCAAUGGCUAUGGAUAUGCAUGGGUGCCCUCGUUGGCACUCAACAUGACUGAGCGAAGGUAUCCGUUCGGAUUCUGGCCGCUGUACUGGGGGACAAAGUACCGGCCUACGUCUCGAUGGCAAGACGAUAGUGCGCGGCCUGGUGGUCCACAACGAGUGGCGUUAGUGAGGAGCAACGAGAAGUCUCCCAUCACGUGGUGGAUGUCGGGUGACGAAGAGUCUCUCAAGGCUGUCAUGCCUGUCCUAGCGUUACCUACGUGGAAAGGAGGAUGUGGUGUCUACAACGACACCACGCUUUACACGUUUGACCUGGAUAGGGGUGAUCUAUUGCGGAUAUUGCCAUCGCUUGACCUCGUCCGGACGAAUAUCACUCUCGCCCCUACCUCUGCCCUGCAAUACUACCGUACGAGCUCGUUUGCACUUGGACUCCUGGCUCAUUAUAAUCCAUGGAGUGAGCCGAAUAAUACCGCUACUGCUCAAUACUGGCAAACCACGCCCGUGGAUUACCCAGCCGUUUUGGCCAGGAUGAACCAAACAACACCAGCACUGUCCAAUACCGCUGGAAGCGAGUACCUACGGCUCGUCGAGGAGCAAAAUCAACUUUUCACGUGUCUGAACGUCACCAUCGCGGGGAGUCUGCCUAUCUAUGAUUUACCAAGCAACGUGACGACGACUUCGAAUGACCCUGCCAGGCCGAAUAUAGAGCCGAGAUUGGGGUUGAUAGUCGGUCUCAGCUCUGGAGGACUCCUCUUGCUCCUCGCCAUGUACGCAUUCUACGACUGGUGGCGGAAGAAGAAGACUAUCGCACGACCACAGCGACGUGUUUCUCUCGCCCAGCAUACGGGUGGAAGUCGCGUCGUAUUUACUAGAGAAGAGGCUGCUCAGAUGAUGAGAGCCAGGUCAAGAGACGAGAGCCUUCCUGUAUAUACGCCACUUCUAACUGACACGAACCCGAUGGGAAAUCCGCCGGCGUAUACUCGGCACGAGCAGUCGGCAAACGGGUGA
Messenger RNA from Serendipita indica DSM 11827, 1344 nucleotides. Lineage: Eukaryota; Fungi; Basidiomycota; Agaricomycetes; Sebacinales; Serendipitaceae. The record is from the annotation of a GenBank genome assembly.